AUGAACAGAACAUACAUCAUUCCGCUGUCGCCAGUGGCACGGUUCAUGGCGACGCAGCUUGCCUGUGCGGGAGCAGACCCGUGUAUUGUUCUUCCGCAGAAGAUGCGAGAGGUGUUUCUCAAGUCACAGUCUAGUAUAACGUAUAUCAACAGGAUCUCUAGGGACAACUUGUUCCAAAGGCGACACACGUUCCCCUCGGUGAGUGUGGACCGUCUUGUGUCGGUGUGUAGGCCGGCGGAGGCUGUCAUGGAGAGGACUUAUGGGAGUACCAACGAAUCUGAACGGGUUGUUUUGAGAAUGAAUGCCCGUUUAUCGUUGGUUGUGCCUGCAUCGCAUGUCAAGACCAUACUCAAUCCAAACACUUCGGAAUGUCCUUUCAUUCCUCCGCCGGACUCAGACGUUAUCAUUCUGAACCCGCAUUUUGGGCAGGUUGAAGGAUAUGUGAGAGCAAUUCGGGAGUUGUACAUGGACGGGGAGCGGGAACCGAGGAUAUGGUCUGCGAUAUGCACGCAUAGAGUGACGAAUGCUCCGUUUUGGGGGGUGGAGCAUCGAUCUAUUGGGGAGUUGAAGAUUGCCAGGGUUCCAUUUACCGUUGUUGACGGGGGCGACGACUAUCAAGACAUUGCCAAUGUUGGCCAUGACGAAAUUGUGCAGUCGGAGCUGGUGAAAAACAUACUGAGUAUUCCAAUGAUGUUACCACAGAUGCAGAGUUAUAGACAGCAGGUGAUGCUUACGGCGGAGCAGACUGUUGUGGAGGCGGCGUUGUCGUUGGCUACCAUUGAGGAGUAUGCCGACGGGCUAGCAAUUGGCCAUUUGAAAGUUGAAGAUAUGGUGGACUUUACCGAAAUGGCGGAGAUUGCACACUUGGAAGGAUCUUCCGGUUCAGAUUCCGCUGCCAGGAGCAUGAUGUUGGAUAUAGUUACAGAGGCCACACGGGUCUUGAAGAGACACAGGCUCGUCAAGCAGAUAUCGGUGAACUCCCCAGUAGUCAAUGCCGUCCUCUCCAAAGAGAGACUUUAUAAUCUUUCUUUGAAUAUUGUCAACGACCAUACUCUACUAACAAAACUCAAUUACAGUUUUGACUCCUUCCGCCACUUUGAGGGAGAAUUGAAAGAUGCAUAUGGUUGUGCUGAUACUGGUGGUGAUACCGGUGGUGACGUUAGGAGUCCACCACAUGCAAUCCAUGCGAAUCGAUAUAUAUGCGAGCUCGGCAGCUUAUUUGGUAUACCCACUCCUGCAAAUAGGAAGGUCUGUGACCUGUACGAGGCCGCUGUCGCACAGAGUGCUUCUACACCUUGA
Pichia kudriavzevii is the source of this 1299-nucleotide messenger RNA. RefSeq lists its product as uncharacterized. The record is from RefSeq and is a predicted model, not a curated record. Lineage: Eukaryota; Fungi; Ascomycota; Pichiomycetes; Pichiales; Pichiaceae. The coding region runs from base 1 to 1299 and encodes 432 amino acids. The transcript has a single exon.